GAUGUACUCUGCCACAGUUAAAAACAGGCAAUUACGGUUUCACUUCUAAAAUAAAACAAUACAUGGGACAAUGCUGACGUAAUGCCUGAGUCAUCCAUGCUCUUUAACUUUGGUCGGCGCUGGCCCGCCCAUCAGACGUUGUGACAGCCCAGGCCGUGUUUCCAGGUGCUGUUGCAGUGAAGAUGGACUUUAGCACUAGUUGUAAUGGCUUAUUGCCCUUCUGAAGCUAGCUAGCUGUGUCUCGGAGGUUUGUUUUUCCCUGUCAAAUCUCCGCGGGAAGGGAGCGAGAACUGGGCAAGCCUCACAAAGACCACAAAAAAUGCACCCUGACUUGGAAUUGAGAAUUUGAACUGCAUCGCUGGGAUAAAUCAUAUGUGGUCAUGGCUGGGCUGAUCAAGAAACAGAUCCUCAAACAUCUCUCCAGGUUUGCUAAGAACCUGUCCCCAGACAAGAUCAACCUGAGCACGUUGAAGGGCGAGGGCCAGCUCACCAACCUGGAGCUGGAUGAGGAGGUACUGCAGAGCAUGUUGGACCUGCCCACCUGGCUGGCCAUCAACAAAGUGGGCUGCAACAAGGCUGCCAUCCGAAUCCCAUGGACCAAGCUGAAGACCCACCCCAUCUCUCUGACCCUGGACAAGGUGGUAAUGGAGAUGAGUACCUGUGAUGAGCCCCGCCCUCCCAACGGCCCGUCUCCCAUAGCAACAGCCUCGGGGCAAAGUGAGUAUGGCUUUGCUGAGAAGGUGGUGGAGGGCAUCUCUCUGUCCAUCAACUCCAUCGUGGUGAAGAUCAGUGCCAAGGCGUUCAACGCCUCCUUUGAGUUGAGCCAGCUGCAGGUCUACUCUGUCAACACCAGCUGGAGCCUGUCGGACCUCCGCUUCACACGCAUACAGGACCCACACAGAGGAGAGAUCCUGACGUUUAAGGAGAUCAGCUGGCAGAUGAUCCGCAUCGAGGCGGACGCCAUCCAGAGUGCCCAGAACGAGAUGCUGAGUGCCCCCAUCCGUCUCAUCACCAACCAGUCCAAGAUCAGAGUCACCCUGAAGAGACGGUCCAAGGACUGUAACGUGGUGGCCUCUAAGCUGAUCCUGAUCCUAGAUGACCUGCUGUGGGUGCUGACUGACUCCCAGCUCAAAGCCAUGGUCCAGUACGCCAAGUCACUCAGCGAGGCCAUGGAUAAGUCUGCUCAGCAGAGGAAGAGCAUGGCCACCGAGGACCAGGAGUCGUCGGUGCCCCCUUCAGCCCAGCAGGUGCGUAGCCAGCAGGUGUCGUCAGGCACAGCAGCUGACCAGAGCGCCACCAUGGCUAAUCUGUUCGCUGCCUUCGACGUGUGUGAGACCUCCCACCACCUGCAGAUCACACACCUCGACCUGCACAUCUGUGACGACAUACACGCCAAGGACAGAGUGAUCAAUAAGAGGAUAACUGGUGGGGCCAUGCAGCUCUCCUUCAGUCACAUUACCCUGGACUACUACCCCUCCCACAGAGCAGGUGAGAGUUGUCUCCACUGGAUGCAGUACAGUGAGGCCACUAAGGCCAGGGAGGGCUGGGCCAGGAGUCUGCUGGAGGAGUUCAAGUCUAACGUGGAGAUGUUGAAGACCGCCAAGAGAGACCGGGAGGGCCCGGCCAACUCUCACACCUCACCACAGCACGGUAAGAUCAGUACUAGUUCUACCAGUAUCCUCAGUUCUCCCCAAACCCCCAGGGCGCAGCUCCUGUCCAGCUCCAUUGUCCUCAGGAUAGCUGACUUCAGCAUCUACCAGGUGUCCACAGCAGACCAGCGUCGCUCCAGCCCUAAGGCCAUGAUCUCCUGUAAUAAGAAGUCCCUGUACCUCCCUCCUGAGAUGCCUGCCAUCCACGUCGAGUUCACCGAAUACUACUUCCCUGACGGAAAAGACUACCCCAUCCCCUGCCCCAACCUGUAUGUGCAGCUGAAUGCGCUGCAGCUGGUGCUGGACCCCAGGAGCCUGGUGUGGUGCAACCUGUUUACGCUGGACCUGAGGCAGAGCCUGGAACAGUUCAUGGAGCUCUACAAGCUCAACGACGAGGAACAGAAGCCUGACGAGCACAUCGACGUCAGGGUGGACGGACUAAUGCUGAAGUUGGUAGUGCCCACGGACAGGGACCCCUCCUAUCCCCAGGACCUCCCCCGCUCCGUCUCCGUCCAAUGCUCGGAGAUGGUGGCCACCAACACCCGCCACCCCCCCAACUGCUCCCGCUCCCACCUGGAAGCCCUCCUCCUCUCCUUUCAAGAACAACAGUUCUUCUCCACCUCCUUUUCCUCCUUCCCUCGCUCCUCCACCUCCUUCCCGGUGAUCCACCCCGUUUUCCAGCGCCAUGCGCAUGAGCAGGACACUGUGUUGCACAAUGUGUAUAAAGGGUUGGUGUCGCCCUCGUUGGGCGUGGAUGCCCUCAAAAUGCCAGCUGCCACAGACUUGUGGGCGGUUCACUUUGCCCAGUUCUGGGUGGACUACGAGGGGACGCGCGGCGGGAAGGGGCGGCCCCAGCCCUUCGUUGACGCCUUCCCCCUCACUCUGUGGGCGUGCCAGCCGGUCAGACACGCCCAGCACCAGGAGCGGCUAAUGGGCGGGGCUUCGAGAGGGCAGAGAACGCCCCUUGCUGCAGGCCUGGCCAAGAGCGAGCCUGUGGAUACCGUAGGACGUCUGCAGAGGAAGAGGCUUUUGAAGGAGUACUAUAGUACUGUUACGGACGCCACGGCAACAGAGGCCUCACUGCCACCUAGCAACGGGCUUCACAAGCCACUGUCCCUGGACAACAUCCCCCCACCUUCCUCGUCUUCCAGUAAGGAGGCAGACAUGCACAUGUUAGUGCACGUACAGAAGCAUUUGAGUGCACAGGUGAGCCACAGGCAGUACAUGUUCCUGAUGCGGCUGCAGCGCAGCAUCAAAGCCUUGCAGCACACCCUGCAACAGGACCUGGAGGGGAUGGGCUCCAAACGAGACAAGGCAAAGACCACAUCGGACCCCCCUCCAGACCACCAGCCCUUCAGUGCCUGUGUGGGGAUCCUGCUCAAAAGUGCGGAGAUAGCUCUCCUCUUGAAGCCGGUCCCCCAGCCCGAGGGUCCUGGUUCCCCCCUAGGGUCGGAGUUGUCCCCCUCGGAGAGUAGAUGCACCUUGGAGACUGGGAGUGACGGAGGGGAGGGGGGAGAUAGAGGAACCCACGUAGAGGGGGCUGGGACAAAGGGAAGCUGUACAGUGGACCAGCUUAUGUACGGGGGAGGGGUAGAGGGUGGGAUAACGCAAGGCCCUGCCCCUCUCAUCCCUGCCUCUGCCCCCAACCUGAAGGCUUCUCUUGACGAGAGGACAGGGAGAUCGAGUUCAGAGGAGUUGGGAGAGGCUAUCCUGGAGGCCCGGACUGGGGGAGAGGAGCCGGGGACCAGAGUUGUUUGUACAGCCCAGCAGGGUGAGUCCUCCAGGGCAGACCCCACUCUCUCAGACCCACUCUCCACCAAAGACUGGAACGAGAAGAACCCUGGGGCCAGACUGCCUGAGUCUAUGUCCAGGAAAGGCAGUCUGUCAGUGGUUUCUGACCGGCUCAGCUCCUCAAACACCCGGUCCACCUCCCUUUAUUCUAUUUCCAACAUUGGGCGUCUGAUGAGGGAGCGUUCCCAGUCCAGUUUCUCAGUGUCCUAUAAGAACAUGAAGAAGACUCCGUCUCUGCAGUCCUUGGACAACCUCUCCAUAGACAGCUACCUGAUGGAGGACGGAGACACAGACACAUACAGCCUGCUAGAGAGGGACGACGUGUCCAUCUCAGGCUUUAAGGAUGUGGUGAGGGAGCAGAGUGCCACAGAAAUUGCCAAGGAGGCAGCAGCAGUAGCGGCCAUGGGCACAGGGGAGCAGGACUGUGCUGGCUCACCAGAUACUGUCAGUGCCACCUCCCAGAGCAUCGACGAACCUACCAAAGACAUGGUGUCGGUGCUGGUGCUGAAGGUGCAGUGUGUGUGUGGGGGGAUGGAAGUGCGAGGGGAGAGCACAGCUGUAUCUCUGGAGGUGGGCUGCGUCAGACCCACACAGCUGGGAAACGUCAGCCUCCGACAAUACCUCAGCAACCGCAGCCUGGGUAUGGUACCCACUGCUCAGGGCAGCACUAUUGUACCCCCUGCCCCAGGCAGCGAAGGUGGUGGUCUGGAGGCCAAUACAGACGGGACCACCCAUCUCCCGGAGGUCAGGGCUCGGCUGGAGAGCGGGCCGUGUGCCGCCGCCCACUCCCCCCUGGCCGAGACCAACGGUUUCCUCCAGCUGCGUCUCCACGGCUACCGGGCCAGCUUCCUCAUGUCGUCGCUAAGGAACCUGGCUCACUUCCUGGAGGAUGACUCCGCCCCCCAGGUCCUCCCGAUGGAGAUCAGCGUCAGGGACACACACAUCGACCUGAAGGAUGAUGGUCCCCGUGACAACCCGUCUGACCCUGAUCCCACCCCCAUCACUCUGCACAUCUCCAACCUGCUCAUCCACAGGACCGACGAUGGAGCCUUCUCUAUAGGGGUGGAAAAUAUGUCUGAGGCGGGGCCUAAGAAAGAAGUCCAAUUGAUUGACAGCGGUCUGUCUCCAGUCUCUGAAAGUGUGGUCAGCAGCACUCCCAAGGCCACACAGACCCCUGACCCUCCUAGCCCUAGCCCAGCCCCCUCCAACAAAGAACAGGAAUUUAACCACCACGCUUAUCAACACCAUCUCUUCUGUUUACCCCUAGCUGCUGAUAGAGGAGAAUGAGUGUUUGAAACUGGAGCUCUCCAAAGCCAAGAUGGCUCUAGCUGAGGCCCAAAUGGAGAAGGACUUCCUGUUACACCGCAUGAAGAGUCUCAAAGUGAACAGCAGCUAGGGUAGGCCACCAGAGGCCCAGUGACCACCAGUCUGUAGUGCUGCAUAUCACCACAGGGAGGAAGCAGAGAGGAGAGAGGGGGUGCUGGAUACUGGAGCUACUUGAUGUAGCAUCACACAAGUAUUAUUCAAGCAUCAGCCAGGUCAUUCAAGCCUGUUCUGAUGAAGGGCUGGUCGCCUAAGAACUAAACCACACACACACACAGUCCAUGAAGUCUACUCCUUAACACACACACACACACACAGUCCCUGAGAACUAGAGUGGGGCUACUUUUUCACUACCACCCUCAUCUCAGGAACUGGAUAGUGGACAGUGUUAGACUUUCAUCCCUUCCUCGAUACAGUGCUGCUGUGUCAUCCCUGGGCUGGGACUAGGACUGCAGUACACAUGCUUGUUUUACAUGCUAGUUUUACAUGAUUGUUGUGCUUGUUUUGAGUUUCUCUCUUUAUGCAGUAAGUUAGUGUUCAGUCUCCAGUAAUCCGACUCUGCAAGCCAGAGCAGCCCCCUAAAUAUAGGAGCAUAAGGAGGGAUGGAGGGGAGAUGAGACUAAUCUAAAUUAAACAGCCCUCAAGUGGAAUGGAGGGGCUAGGGAGGUGGGGUGGGAGUCCUGAAUGUUAGGCUUGGGGGAAAAGUUGCCCUCCCUGAAUCGUUACCUUAAAUAGGAGAAACAAUGCAAAAAUGGGCAACUUUAUCAAGCAUCAUAUUUUUGAGGAACAUAUUCUAUAUGUAAUGACCUUUGAUGGGAGGAGCUUGCCUGGGUGGGGUGAGACACUGAAUGUCAUAACUAUGGAGGAAUGUCUUAAAAAUAGACUUAUUUUGCACUGUGCUGAAACUAAACAUGUAGUUUGGUGCUUAUGGAAAAAAAUGUAUCUAGCGCUGAACCAAUUGUAUUUGGUGUGUAUAUGGUAAUGUACUUAUGAUGGGCAAAGCGUACACAAUGUUUUCUACAGAAUUCUGAAUGGUUGUGCAGUGUGUUUUCAACAUGUAUUUGUCAUGCAACUAAAACAAGCAUUUCAUUUAAUUGAAAAGGAAAAUAUACAAUUAUAUAUUUUCACAUGUACUUUUCUUCCAUUCCAUCUAGUUGAUGUCUACAAUGCCCAUAAUGUCCCACUGCACUGUUUAUUCCCCACUAUUUUUCUACAUGUAAAUAGCUAGUUGUGUGUCCAGCACUUUUGAACUAUAUUCAUUGUAAAUACGAUCCCUGUACGAAAGCAUCAUCCAAUCCGGUUGAGAACACUAUCCUGUCAUCUCUCGAUUAUUCAAUGAGUGGAAAGAACACUAAUAUGGAGAGCAAGUUACCAUCUCUUUUCUCCUAUGAGGAUGAAGCCUGGGGUGUAUUCAUUAUUCAGAUUCCUUUACAGAAUGUAUUUUCUGUUCAAAACAUUUUGCAACUAAAAACAUUUACCCAAACAGAAAACGUUUUGCAACGAUUGGACAAAUUCAGGUAGCCCCCCCCAUUGGUUCUGUUUGCGUUGUUUGCUUCCGUUUAGUUCCUAGAGUAAAUGGUUUCUGUAGCAAAAUGUUUUUUUUGCAAAGGUCUGUGACUAAUGAAUACAGCUUUCGCCUACCCUCUGCCGAGCCCAACACCGGACGAUCCGGUUUUAAGGGGAAAUGGAAAAAGCCUGUGACACGACUUCCACUUUUGAUCAUUAACAAGGUGACGCUCCAUCUUCUCCUCCACAUGGACUGGAUUGGUUGAAUGGUGCAGAAGAGAACCUCCCUGACUCCUCCCCCUCCCUUCUUGUCAAGAUUUGUUGUAGAAGAACCAGUUUCAGGUGUUUAUUUUACUCCUGCUACGUUAGGUAACUCCUCCCAGUGCAGGAGGGGAAACGGCAUGUGCUUUUCUGUGUGUUCAUUCUAUAUUUGCAUAAUCCUACAUGUAGUUUUUCACCAACGUGACGUCGUGCCCAUAUCUGCUGCACCAUGCUUGUCUGUUGGGGAAGCCUUGGAGUGUUGUAGAAUAGAGCUGUAUUUCCCCUUUGGAGCAUGAUUUUGGCUCACACACACAAUUCAGUCACAAGGCAGUUCUGUCUGAAGCAUCGCGUCUUACACAGAGACGUUUCCAGUAGUAGAAUGAGAUUUGCUGACAGAUUACAAUGGCUUGCCUCUCUUUAAAGGUGCAGUCUGCAGGUUCUCUGUCCCGUAUGGCAAUGAGAUCAAGUAAAAACACAACUACCCUAAAACAAAACCGAAGAAGGUAAAGGUAGUUCUGUUUACACCAACGAUGGCAACUGGUCUUUCUUUGGUUUUCACUGGCAGGCUCACUCGAAUGACCCCAUCCUAGUCCUUCAAAAAGGGCAGUUUGGGAAUACAUACUUUUUCUACUUUAAAGUUGUUAACUAUCCAAAUGGACCUAGCUCAGCCUAGGCCUAGUUCAGUCCAGCUGAAUGUCUUUCCAAGCUGCGCUUCACUUGCUGGUUCACUUACCUGCUCAACACUGACAACAUUUGAAUGGCAGUUAGGAUUUGAAUGCUUGAUUGUACUUUAAAGGCUGCCCUCUCUGGAGUUUCUAACUUUCUCAUCCACUUCCUUGUCCGGAUUGACCCGCCCCCUCAUUACAAUAGCCCCUCCCUUGACCUGCUCAGCUCCUGAAAACCUGUGUACAAAAAGGAAAGGAUUUGUAAUAUUUGUCUGUCGAAGCUGCUGAGCUACUGAUGAAAAAUAAAAAGGUAUCCAAUCAAAAAUGUC
Messenger RNA from Oncorhynchus gorbuscha (pink salmon), 7524 nucleotides. RefSeq names its product UHRF1-binding protein 1-like. The record is from RefSeq and is a predicted model, not a curated record. Bases 381 to 4727 code for a protein of 1448 amino acids. NCBI's taxonomy places the organism in Eukaryota, Metazoa, Chordata, Actinopteri, Salmoniformes, Salmonidae. The transcript has 24 exons.